Molecule: messenger RNA, 1888 nt
Organism: Gasterosteus aculeatus aculeatus (three-spined stickleback)
Lineage: Eukaryota; Metazoa; Chordata; Actinopteri; Perciformes; Gasterosteidae
Gene: chrng
Product: cholinergic receptor, nicotinic, gamma
Biological process (GO): monoatomic ion transmembrane transport
Cellular component (GO): postsynaptic membrane
Molecular function (GO): transmembrane signaling receptor activity; acetylcholine-gated monoatomic cation-selective channel activity
Source: RefSeq, a predicted model, not a curated record
CACAGUUUGACUGCCAGUAACUCCUCACGUAGUGUCCAUGUGUGUCACAUUAGAGAUUGCAGCUUUGUCCCGGACAGGGUACAAAGUACAAACGGACACACUGAUGGAUUCUGGACCUGCGCUCGCUCCGUCUCUCGUCCUGAGGGUCUUUGUCCUUUUUGCCACAGCAUCAGCCAUCAACCUCGAGGGGGAACUUUUCAAGGAUCUGAUGAAGGGCUACAACAAGAACGUCCGACCCAUGGAGAACGGCAGCGACGUCACUCAGGUCGCCAUCAAGAUGACGCUUACCAACCUCAUCUCCCUGAAUGAAAAGGAGGAGGCUCUCACGACAGGCGUCUGGAUAGGAAUGCAAUGGUGUGACUACAGGCUCAGAUGGGACCGGCCGCCCAGGUCGGCUCUGUACGGGAGCAUCACCUCCCAGCUGCGGCUCCCCUCCAAGAGCAUCUGGCUGCCAGACAUCAUCCUGGAGAACAAUGUGGAUGGAAACUUUGAGGUGGCCCUUUACUGCAACGCACUGGUCUCUCCUAACGGUUGUGUGAACUGGCUGCCUCCUGCCAUCUACCGCAGUGCUUGUGCCAUCACCGUCAACUACUUUCCCUUUGACUGGCAGAACUGCACCAUGGUCUUCCACUCUCAGACUUACAGCGCCAACGAGAUCAAGCUGGUUCUCACAGAGGAGGAUGACCUCACUUUGGAAUGGGUGGAUAUCGACCCAGAGGCUUUUACAGAAAAUGGAGAGUGGGCCAUCAAACACCGGCCGGCCAAGAAGCUGAUCAACACUGACUACAAUAAGGAUGAGCUGGAGUACCAGGAGGUGGUGUUCUUCCUCAUCAUCCAGAGAAAGCCUCUCUUCUACGUCAUCAACAUCAUCGCUCCCUGUGUGCUGUUCUCCUCCCUCGGCCUUCUUGUCUACUUCUUACCUGCCAAAGCGGGCGGUCAGAAGUGCACAAUGUCUAUCGCCACUCUUCUGGGCCAGACUGUGUUCCUCUUCCUUAUCGCCAAAAAGGUUCCAGAGACCUCGAGGGCGGUCCCUCUUAUUGGGAAGUAUUUGAUGUUUGUGAUGUCGGUGACCACCAUGGUGGUAAUGAACUGCGUGAUAGUCCUCAACGUUUCCCUGAGAACCCCAAACACUCACAAGAUGACGGAUAAAGUCCGAAAGAUCCUCCUAAACAUCCUGCCUCGGCUGCUGAACAUGCAGAUGCGACCCUGGACACCAGACGGGGACAACGCAGACACCAGAAAUGGAGAAACCCGGCUCCAUGUGCUCCGUGUCCCCUGCCGACGCCGCAGCUCCAUGACCCUCAUUACCAAGGCAGAGGAAUAUGCGAUGAAGACGGCCCGCUCUGAACUCAUGUUUGCCGCACUCAAAGAAAGAAAUGGACUGAUGAGAUCCGUUUUAGAGAAGCUGAAGGAUGAGCUGGAGGGGGGCACAGCGGAGCAGCUCAGUGCCAGCUUGGGGAAGGCCUCCUCACAGCUCCAACAGUGUGUCUCCUCUUGCAAACACAUAGCGAAGACUGCAAGGCAACAGAACAACUUCAAGAAGGAGAAUGAAGAGUGGUUCCUGGUCGCCAAGGUGAUCGACAGGGUCUGCUUCAUCGUCAUGGUGUCUGUGUUUUUUAUUGGCACGAUAGGGAUCUUCCUGACGGGCCAUUUCAACCAGCCUCCAUCCUCUCCUUUCCUCGGGGAUCCCAAGACGUACCUCCCUCCAACCAACAACCUAACUGAUCGCGUUGAGAAUGGGAGAUAGGAGCAAACUUCUUUGGGUGAAACAAGAGAACGUUUCCAGAUUCAAUCCCUUUAGUCAAAGUGGAAAUCUCACUGUGUCCAUUAUUGAUCUAUCACGAAUGACACAAAUGGAGAAUAGAGGGAAUAAAGAAGUAUAAUCGUG